This is a messenger RNA of Alnus glutinosa, 695 nucleotides long. Its product is annotated as ethylene-responsive transcription factor ERF024. Lineage: Eukaryota; Viridiplantae; Streptophyta; Magnoliopsida; Fagales; Betulaceae. The record is from RefSeq and is a predicted model, not a curated record. Gene Ontology annotation, molecular function: DNA-binding transcription factor activity; DNA binding. The coding region runs from base 10 to 621 and encodes 203 amino acids. The transcript has a single exon. Gene Ontology annotation, biological process: regulation of DNA-templated transcription.
UGAAAAACCAUGCAAUAUUAUUCACAGUCCUCCACAAAGACAAGUUCUAGCAGUAGCAGCAGCAGCAGCGGAGCUGGUGGUAGCAAUGCCUCUGUUACUGCUGGAGCAGCACCCGCCGCCAGGGGGCGUCACCCGGUUUAUCGCGGCGUGAGGCGUCGGAGCAGCGGCAAAUGGGUGUCGGAAAUCCGCGAGCCGAGAAAGCCUAAUAGAAUCUGGCUAGGCACAUUCCCUACACCUGAAAUGGCUGCCGUCGCUUACGACGUGGCGGCGCUUUCUCUUAAGGGCCAACAAGCUGAGCUUAACUUUCCCAACUCAGCCUCUUCUUUGCCCGUGCCCGCCUCCACUUCCCCGCGUGAUAUCCAAGCGGCUGCAGCCUCCGCUGCCGCCGCUAUGGGCGCAGCAAAGGAUGCCUCAACAGGGAAUGAGGGUAGUGUGGCACAAAGCUCAGUAGAGCCGGAAAGAGCCGCGGCUGAUGAAUUUGUUGAUGAGGAUAUGAUCUUUGACAUGCCCAAUGUUCUUAUGAACAUGGCCGAAGGUAUGCUUCUCAGCCCUCCUCGCUUGGACAUUGCUGGCGACGAUGCUGAAAUCUCUGGGGAUCAGGACCUUUGGAAGUUUCCUUAAUCCGGCCCAUAUACAUAUAUAUAUAUAUCUUAAAUACCAUAAUCUCUAAUAAUACUUUCUGCCAAAAACAAAAA